This is a messenger RNA of Cucurbita pepo subsp. pepo (vegetable marrow), 1021 nucleotides long. RefSeq names its product early nodulin-like protein 18. Lineage: Eukaryota; Viridiplantae; Streptophyta; Magnoliopsida; Cucurbitales; Cucurbitaceae. The record is from RefSeq and is a predicted model, not a curated record. Gene Ontology annotation, molecular function: electron transfer activity. Gene Ontology annotation, cellular component: plasma membrane.
AAUAGAAAAGCAUAUAAUUUGAAAUUCCUUUUAAUUAAUGUAGAAUCAUGGUCUAAAAUAAGUGAAUUACCGCCGACUCUCCACCUUCACAAAUUUCAAUUUAAACUCGGAAUAUAAUGAUAAUAAUCAUAAUAAAUUUUUGUUUUUUUCCCUAAAAAAGGAGAAUUGCUUUCAUACUAUUUGUUUUCCAGUCAAAUAUAAAAAAGCACUCGAAGUCCCAAUUUUCUCACCACAGCUGUAUCAUUUCUCACAUUCAGACACUCCAACAUCGAUGCCGGUGGAGACGGCAGCGUUCACGGCGGUCGUCGCUCUCUUGAUCACGGCGGCGGCAUCUCAAACCCCUCCGACGGCUUAUUCUAAUCACACAGUCGGUGGCCCUGCAGGUUGGUUCUUCAACUCCACCGAGAACAUUUCCGCUACCAAUUACUCCUCCUGGGCCGCGUCUCAGACUUUCAACCUCGGCGACUUCCUGAUCUUCAGAACGAAUUCGAAUCAGACCGUGAUCCAGACCUACAACUUGACGACAUUCCAGAGCUGCUCCUUCGACGACGCCUCCGAUAACGACACGGUCCAGUACAAUGGCGGAGAUACCGACUUCAACAAGCCAUUGAUCAUUCAAGUGCCACUGACCAUCAAAGGUUCGAACUACUUCUUCUCCGACGCCAAUGACGGAGUUCAAUGUCAAGAAGGUAUGGCCUUCGAGAUCCAGGUCAAUACCGGGCUCGGUUUGCCGCCUAGCCUGAAUCAGCCGCCUCCACCUCCUUAUGCGACGCCGCCGGAUUCCAAUUCGGUUCAGAUGCCUCCAUUGAUGAUUCCUCAAACGAAGGACAACGGCAGCUCCAAAACCAUCGCUAACUCACGCCGAGAUUUCUUCUUCAUCGCGGUGAUGGUGUUGAUGCUACUCUGCUAGAUGACCGAGGUCAGAUUCGAGAACACAGGCUUCCCUCCCUGUCCUCUGUGUGGCAGUUUUGUAACAUAUAGAUAUAUAUAGAUAUAUACAUACAUAUAUAUAUACCUAAAC